AUGUUCCUGUUUCUUGUCGGUAUCGUUGCUUUCAUCCCGGAUAUGCGAAAAUGCCUUUCACCCAGUUCGCUGCAAGGGGAGUCCUGCACGGACCGGGUAACCCCAUCCCCGAUCGGGAUUCCUCUACCCCACCUUGCUGCCUUCCACCUCUUUCAUUCCGUGCCCCUUGGCUUCCCCGUUUAUGUUGAAUUUCUUCUUCAGUCGUCUUGGGGUAAUCCUAGAGCACAACCUGAUAAGACCACGGGGCCAUAUGUUCCAUCCCCUUUCCUUCAUGUCUUCUGUGACCGCCAUUCUGACCUGCUGGACAGGCACGGUUGUCAGAUACCCCAGUCCCAUUGCGGAGAAAUCGGCCUGAAUCCAAUAGUGUUCCUCGAGACUAGUUUCAAAGUGGCUACGUUCGGAGUGGUCGGGGUGUCGGAAGCGACACAACAGCCGCCCCAACAACAGCAGCAGUGCGGUAGCCCCGGUUGUACGGGGAGCAGUAGCACCGGGUGCACGGGAAGCAGCAGUAGUGACAGUGAGACGGCGCUCCCUCCUUUGAGUCACGGUGGUUAUUGUCCUGCCGGAGUCGGGGAUUACCCGAUGAUCGCAGCCAUGGUGUCCGCGUACGAUGGGAGCGGGCUUGGGGCGACCACGACCCUCCUCACCAGUGGUUACUCUUCGGACUCCAACUCCAGUGCUGAUCUGUAUACGGGUGGUACGGAGAUGUACAACGGUUCUCCAGUCGACUACCACCCUGCCGCCGAGUACUAUCCCGAGUAUGGGUACCCCUUGCCCCCCGAUGUCGCCGCCACCUUUUUGCAGACGGAGUACGGCCCCGAUGGGGGACGACACACCAAGACAACAGGUGAAGGGAAGGGAAGGGAAAUGAGCCCCAGGCGAGAGAAUGUUGAUUCCCUGCUGAGACGAGAGAUUUCUCAGAAAUCCCCAAUGGCGUGGGGAAAACCGCUACCCUCCUCUCACCUGUUCCUCGGGGCCUCCCUGGUGGGUUGCAUCUGUCCAGGUCCUGCGACGGUGCGGAUGGUGUCGACGAACUCCUCGCCGCCGAUCCCGGUCCCGGUCCAGGUUCCGCCAGGUCACAUGGUCCAGCAGAUCGUGGACGAGAACGGGACCCUGCGACACGUGAUCCUGUCGGCGCAACCCGCUCACCUGCCGCCACCGCCGCCUCCGCAUCUCGCACAUCUCCCACCGCCUCAUGCACAUCAUCACCACCACCACCCACACCACCCGCCUCCGCCCCCGCACAACCCAUAUGGAGCUGCAGCAACUGCAGGAGCUGGAAGUGGGAACCAGUUUUACCAGUUCCCGCCAGGUCCCUACCCGGGUGGUGGAUUCGGUGGGGUGCCAACUGCGGGUCAGGCCCGGAUGACCUCAACCCCGUCGGCCUCGUCCGUGUCUUCGUCCUCCCAUCACCCAGCAGGUGGUCCGGGAUCCACUCCCCCGCCGCCGCCCCAGUCCGGCUCUGGUCUCCCCAUGUACCACAAAGACGAACGCACCCAGAAGCAGCACUUAAAGCUGAGGAGGAAGCUGCAGCAGAAGCAGCGUGAUAGUAGACUCUCGCAUCACAACAACAACAGCAUUCACCAGAACAGUAUCGGUAGCGGUUAUUUGCAUGGGAACGGCGUGCAUAAUGACUCGGGUUCCAGUGUGUCCUCCCUGCAUUCCACCCCGCCCCUCUCCCCACAGAAAGGAGAUUCCCGUCGUGACCGAAGUGGAGAUGACCUGGAAGAAGAACUUGAAGAUGGAGAUGUGGACCCAUCCCAACAGGCCCUAUUAAACCUCCUGGGAUCAGUGGAUCCUCCAUCAGUGUCUGAGGUUACGGCUCGCAGUGCUCUUCUCUCGUGGAAUCCACCUGACCUUACAUCCUCCAGUUCCAACAUGGAAAAGUCUAGUGAGGUGGAAGCUGAGACUGCAAGCAGUAGUGGAACCAUGCCCUCUGUCCCAAUGGUGGAACCCUGUGAUCUACAGUAUGAAGUGGUGCUGAGUGACCGAGGGAAGGAUGGCCGAUACAAGACCAUCUACUUGGGUCCUCACCUCCAGUGUCGCCUCACUGACCUGAAACCUCAUUCAGAGUAUUUCAUCCGGUUGCAUGUUUUGUACGAGGAUCUGCGGGGUGCACCUUGUGAACCAGCGAGCUUCAUCACUGAGUCCUGUGCCCCUGAUGCACCCUCAGCACCAAAGAUCUUGAACCGUACCAAAACUGCCAUUCAGCUGAGGUGGAACCCCCCUCCUGAUAAUGGUGGGAAGAUCACCCGUUACGCUCUGGAAUGGGAUGAAGGACAAGGACCUGGUGCUGCAUUCACUGAGGUGUUCUCAGGCUCCUCAAAGCAGUGUCGAAUUCCACGCCUUCAGCCAGCCACCAAUUACUGCUUCCGCUUAGCUGCUGCCAAUGAAUUUGGACUUAGUGAGUGGAGUGAGAUGAUGAGUGUGAGUACAUCAGGGACAGUGCCACCACCCCCACUCCCUCCUGCCUUGGUGGAAGAGCCAACUGUGUCAUCGCUUCAUCUCACCUGGCAGAGACGUCCUUCUGAUUCCAGCUUUUCGCUCCAGAUGGAAGCCCAGGGUUCUCCUCAUGGAUUCCUUCCUAUCUACAAUGGCUCUGACACUUCUUACUUGGUGGAGAACCUCUCUCGCAACACAAUGUUCCAUUUUCGACUAAAUGCCUGCAACGAGGAGGGAUCAAGCAGGUGGUCGGAUGUGGUAGCAUUCAAAACGCUUCCUGCUGCCCCAGAUCCCCCACUGAGACUUCAGCUGAAGGGGAAGGUCCAUGCUCACUCAUUCCGCCUGGACUGGGAGCCACCUAAAGAUGAUGGAGGGGAUCAGAUUACCCAGUAUCUUCUUGAGUUGGAUGGUGGAGCAGGUUUCGAGUUGGUGUAUUCGGGUCUAGAGACAGAGUUCACAUGUGAACGAUUGAGCCCUGGGACACCUUACACUGCUCAGGUGAGCUGUGUAAGCAGCGGGGGUCGGUCAGAGCCAUCAGAUCCACUCCGUGUUACCACGCUUCCUGUCUGCCCAGGCCAGUGUCCUCCUCCCUGGCUCACUGGGAAACCAAAGGCUCAUUCCCUCCAUCUGAAGUGGGCUCCUCCAGAGUAUGAUGGUGGGAGUCCAGUGCGUGAGUACCAAGUUGAUGUGACAAGUCCAGACAAUACAACACUCCAGGCUUAUCGGGGGAUGGAGACUGAAUGUGUUGUUGCAUCCCUCCUUCCUGGGAGACCAUAUCUCUUUCAAGUGAGGGCCUACAACAAGGCUGGGGCUGGUCCCUGGUCAGAACCCCUGGAAGUAGUUAGUGGGGCUGGAGCACCUGAUGCUCCACCCGCACCAGAAUGUACCCCUAAGAGUCCAUCGUCUGUAAGUGUGGCAUGGGAGGAGCCACUGAACAAUGGAGCUGCCAUCACAGAGUACCGACUGGAAAUGGCUCUCACAACUGGUGUGCAAAAGGAUGAGGGUGCUGAUCGCUUGGAGUCAUGUAAUGGCCUCCCUUUCCACCCAGCUUACAUUGGCCCUGCCCUUUCGCAUGACAUCAAGGGAUUGCUUCCUGCUGCUUCCUAUCUCUUCCGUGUUCAGGCAAGCAACAGUGCCGGUGUAAGUCCAUUUUCUCCAAUGACCUGCUGCACUCUUGCACCUUGUGCUCCUGGUGUGGUACCAGGAGUUCGAGUGACACCCUGUCCCACAAGUCUCUCCAUCAUGUGGAGGGAACCUCCAUGCAAUGGAGCUCCCAUCCUCCAUUACAAUGUGGAGAUUGGUGAUCUAACCCUGGAGGCACCUGCAUUGUCUGCCGAACCCUUCCUUGUUGACGACCUGCUUCCUGAAACCACCUACAAGGUGCGAGUACAGGCUGUGAAUGGAGUAGGUGUGGGUGGGUGGUCAAAUCCAUGCCGUGUGACAACCUCCCCACUUCCACCCCUCCCACCCCGCCUGGAAUGUACCACAGCAGGCCACAACUCACUGAGACUGCGUUGGGUGCAUCCUAGUCUCGCCACACCCUCAUCUUCACCCUCAUCCCCCAUGUUAUACACAUUGGAAAUGGAGAAUCCUCGCAAGGGUGGCUGGCAGGUGAUGUACACUGGGUCCUCACAUUCGCACAAGGUCGGAAGACUCUCUGAAACCACCACACACCGGUUCCGCAUUUCGGCCUCCAAUGAGAGUGGCCAGGGCCCAUAUUCCCCUAUUGCUGCAUUCACUACCCUGAAGGCACCUCCUGCUACACUCAAGUCACCCCAGAUGCAGAUGUUGGAUGGCAGCCAGUGUCGUGUGGAAUGGGGUGAGGUGCGUCCCCCACCAACUCCUGACACCAUCUCUUACCAGCUUCAGAUCCAGCCUGCCAAAGAUACUGAAUUUCACACUGUGUACAAAGGGGAGGAGAGGAGUUAUGUGCUGACAGGACUACAGAGCAACAUGUUGUACCGUGCACGAGUGUGCGCAGUGCGGCAUUGUGAAGACAGUGAGAUGCUGGUAGGAGCAUACUCUCCAGUGGCAAUGUUUCACUCUCCACCUGCUGCCAAGCAACCAUCUCCCACUGACACCAGCCCUGGAUCCCUUCUUCCAAAAUCUCCUGUUCAGAUGGGAGAAGGGAAGCAGCUGAGCGACCAACAGUUGGUGGCCCUUUGGGUGGCUGGAUUUACACUGGGUGCCAUCCUGUUUGCAGUGAUUAUCCACAUGGCCCUUGCUUCAUCUUGAUCUGAUUUCUUCUUCAAGGAGAAUCAUCCCAAGAGCGAUGGGGGCAGGGGAAAGAGGUAGUUCAUCUUGCAUGCAUUCCCUCACGAGGCAACAAACACAUCAGCACACAGCGACAUACAGCUUUACAGGCUCUCACAUCUUUGACUUCCUGUUCUCUGCUUCUCAUUCCUUUCUUCUUUUUUUUUCCCUCAUUUAAGAGGGUAUGGUAAAGAAAAACAGUAAUUAGAAGGAAAAAAAAGAUGGAACCAAUCCUGGGCUCAAUUACUCACCAAUAAUAUAUUUAUUUAUAUUGCAAAUCAUUUACCAGUGGAGAUAAGAAAAAUGGAGCAGUUGCUUUUUAUUAUCAUUCUGUCAUUUAUUGUGCAAUGGAGAGGAAUGAACUUGAUCCCUCUCUUGAUCCCCCAUUUCAUGACUUUCAUCUUGAGAAGAACAAGUUUUUAUGCAAAGGAAAAAGAGUGUAUCUUUUUUCAAACUGAAGUUUCUUCCAGGUUCUGGUGCUUAUGCUAGUCAGGCGUAAAGUCUGGAAAAUCUAGAUGUUUAAAGUUUUUCUUUUCAUUGCUGGCCGCUUGCAUAUCAGAGAGAGAAUAAUCCCCAAUAUUUGUGAUGUUUCCCUUACCAUUCUCAGAGACCGAAAAACCCUUUUCAUCAAAGGAUGAAAACCUUCCUGAAGAAAGUUUAUUUUGAUAUUAAAGAGAGAUACUUUACUGGGGAGGAGAAUAUAAAGUUUUUGUGUUUUCUUGUGAGGGGGACUGUGCUUCACUGUGAUGUCACCAAGAUUUCUUUCCUCACUCUUCCUGCUGGAAAUGCUUUCAAAGUUUUCCCCUCUCCCCCCCCUCAUAAUGAUUCUGAUGCUGUUGAUCACAGUGAUGAUUACGAGAUGAAAAUAUAAGAGACUGUAUAGAGGAAAAAAAAUCUCAUCCUGACUAGAUGAAUUCCAGAGGGAAAAAAAACAUUAUUGUGCUUUGGACUUUCCUUGUCCCCAAGAGAGUGUGAAGAGACCAAUUUUUUUCACCUGGUUUUCUUUUUUUCCCUCUUUUUUUGCCAUAAGCAUAUUUUUGUGAUGUGGGUAUAAGUUUUUUGCUCUAAAUAAUUAUCCUAUAUAUUUUUCCAGAGUUUUGUCAGUAUGGGAGAAAAUGAAGUACCAAGAGAGAUUUUUCCUUGUUUGUUUUCACUAUGGUCUAUAUCAUCGUGGAUGUGAAUCAAUUAUUCCCUUUUCAACGUAGCUGGAAUGUUUUCAUCCUCCUCUAAAAUGAGAGAGAAUGGUACAGGUAUCAAUUUUAUUCCGCAUGGUGGAUGUGUGGUUUGAUUCUUGUUUUUUUUUGUUUUUGGUGAAAGAGGUCAGGUGGCAAAAGGAAGAAUUCCUUCUCUCAUGUCUCUCGACAGUCCAUUCCAAGUCAACUUGACCUGCAAAUGAAAAUAAAAUGAUAUCAGAA
Molecule: messenger RNA, 6110 nt
Organism: Darwinula stevensoni
Lineage: Eukaryota; Metazoa; Arthropoda; Ostracoda; Podocopida; Darwinulidae
Source: the annotation of a GenBank genome assembly